This is a messenger RNA of Lathyrus sativus (Indian pea), 2370 nucleotides long. NCBI's taxonomy places the organism in Eukaryota, Viridiplantae, Streptophyta, Magnoliopsida, Fabales, Fabaceae. The record is from the annotation of a GenBank genome assembly.
AUGGCUACUCUAGCAGACAUUGGUGUCUCAGCUGCUAUCAACAUACUCUCAGCUCUUGCUUUCUUGAUAGCAUUUGCUUUACUCAGAAUUCAACCUAUCAAUGACAGAAUCUAUUUCCCAAAAUGGUACAUCACUGGUGGAAGAACCAACCCAAGAACCUCUGCAAAUUUUGUCGGAAAAUUUGUCAAUCUUAAUUUCAAGACUUAUUUGACUUUUCUCAAUUGGAUGCCACAAGCUUUGAGAAUGUCUGAAACUGAGAUUAUCAAUCAUGCUGGUCUUGAUUCUGCUGUUUUUCUUAGAAUUUAUGCUCUUGGCUUAAAGAUGUUUGUUCCUGUGACAAUUGUGGCACUCCUCAUUCUUAUUCCAGUCAAUGUUUCAAGUGGAACACUAUUUUUCCUAAGAAGAGAAUUGGUAGUGAGUGAUAUUGAUAAACUCUCAAUAUCGAAUGUUCCACCUAAGUCUUUAAGAUUUUUUGUUCACAUAGGAUUGGAAUAUCUGUUCACAAUAUGGAUUUGUUUUCUUCUCUACAAGGAGUAUGAUAAUGUAGCGUUAAUGAGAUUGCAUUUUUUGGCCUCACAACGCAGGCGCGUGGAGCAAUUUACGGUAGUUGUCAGGAAUGUCCCUCAUAUGUCUGGUCACUCGGUAUCGGAUAGUGUGGACAGCUUCUUUCAAACAAACCACCCGGAUCAUUAUAUUGGACACCAGGCUGUCUACAAUGCAAACAAAUUUGCUAAAUUUGUGAGAAAAAGAGAUAGACUUCAAAAUUGGCUCGAUUAUUACCGCCUAAAGUUUCAAAAGCAUCCUCAUACGAGGCCAACGAUCAAGACCGGAUGUUUAGGACUUUGGGGAAGGAAAGUUGAUGCUAUCGAGUACUAUGAACAACAUAUUAAGGCACUCGAUAAAAAAAUGACAUUGGAGCGCCAGAAGAUUAUAAAAGACCCGAAAUCUAUUUUGCCUGUGGCUUUUCUUUCAUUCAAUUCGCGAUGGGGAGCAUCAGUAUGCGCGCAGACCGUACAAAGCAAAAAUCCUACCCUCUGGUUGACUGAUUGGGCUCCAGAGCCACGCGACAUAUAUUGGCGAAACUUGGCUAUACCGUUUGUUUCUUUAACUAUCCGGAAACUUAUAAUAACGUUGUUGGUGUUUGCGUUGGUAUUCUUCUACAUGAUUCCCAUUGCUUUUGUGCAAUCCCUCGCGAAUUUGGACGGUCUUGAAAAAGUUGCUCCUUUCCUCACACCAGUAAUAGAAUUGAAACUCAUCAAGUCAUUUCUACAAGGUUUUCUUCCUGGUUUGGCCCUCAAAAUAUUUCUAUACAUUCUACCUUCAGUUCUCAUGAUUAUGUCAAAAGUCGAGGGAUAUAUCGCAUUAUCAACACUUGAGCGAAAAACAGCGGCAAAAUAUUAUUACUUUAUGCUGGUGAAUGUUUUCUUGGGAAGCAUAAUUACCGGAACUGCAUUCGAGCAACUGCAUGCUUUUCUUCACCAGUCACCUACACAGAUUCCUAGAACAAUUGGAGUUUCGAUUCCAAUGAAGGCUACUUUCUUUAUGACAUACAUAAUGCUUGAUGGCUGGGCUGGAAUUGCCAGCGAGAUUCUCAGAUUAAAGCCAUUGGUUAUAUAUCAUCUCAAGAACGUUUUCUUAGUAAAAACCGAGAGAGAUCGAGAAAAGGCCAUGGACCCUGGGAGUGUGGACUAUCCCGAAACUCUUCCGAGUCUUCAACUAUAUUUCCUUCUCGGUAUUGUGUAUGCUGUGAUGACUCCAAUCCUUCUUCCUUUCAUACUCAUCUUCUUCGCCUUCGCAUAUUUAGUUUAUCGUCAUCAGAUAAUCAACGUCUACAAUCAACAAUACGAAAGUGCUGCUGCGUUCUGGCCACAAGUCCACAGCCGCAUUAUAGCAAGCUUACUGAUAUCGCAGCUUCUUCUGUUCGGCUUACUUAGCACGAAAAAAGCAGUUAAAUCUACUCCUUUGCUUGUAAUGUUACCAAUCUUGACAUUCGCGUUUCACAAGUACUGCCAGCGUCGUUUCGAGCCAGCGUUUAGGAAGUAUCCCCUCGAGGAAGCAAUGGCAAAAGAUUUGUUGGAGAAAACAACAGAACCUAACCUAAAUAUAAAAGCAUAUUUAGCAGAUUCUUACUUGCAUCCAAUCUUAAGAUCAUUUGAAGAGAUAGAAGAAGAAUUGGUUGAACUCGAAAAAGUUGAAGUGAGAGUAGAUAAAAACCAAACUCAUCAUGUUGCUAUUCCAAUAUUGAGUGAGUCAAGUUCAUCUUCAUCUUCACCACCACAUCAUAUUCAUCAACAUCAACCUUCACCACAUGAGUAUUACUACAAUCCUCACUCUCCUCAUUAUAACUAUCAAUAUCAAGAUCAACCUUGA